This is a messenger RNA of Morus notabilis, 2251 nucleotides long. Its product is annotated as nucleobase-ascorbate transporter 4. NCBI's taxonomy places the organism in Eukaryota, Viridiplantae, Streptophyta, Magnoliopsida, Rosales, Moraceae. Gene Ontology annotation, molecular function: transmembrane transporter activity. Gene Ontology annotation, biological process: transmembrane transport. The transcript has 14 exons. The record is from RefSeq and is a predicted model, not a curated record. Bases 422 to 2014 code for a protein of 530 amino acids. Gene Ontology annotation, cellular component: membrane.
UUGCUUGAGGUAGAGGGCGGUUGGUAGAGCUAAGAAGAAGAAAAUGGCUGGCGCGCGUGGCAGUGGAAAAACGGAAGAAAGUAGCCCAAGUAGCCCCACUAAAAUGGCAAAAAAUACUGCAAUGUAAUAAACCAAAGAAGAAAAGAAAAGCAAGAAAAGAAAAGAUGGUGAGAAGUGACAGGCAAGGCAAGGCAGCUUCUGAAAUAUUGUCAUAACUUCGCCGCCUAAUAUCGUUCUCUUUAGCUCCUUCGAAUUGGUCUUCACUCUCAUUAUCAUCAGUUUAUCACUCCUCUCUCUUUCUCUCCUUUUCGCUUCCAUUUUCCUAUCUUUCUUCUUCUUCUUCUUCUUCUUCUUCUUCUUCAGGCAAACUUCUUUCUUCUUCAUUUUCUCUGCUCCUCAAGCCACAUUUACAGAUACAACAAUGGCGGGAGGACCGCCGAAGAUUGAUGAGUUUCAUCCUCAUCCCGUCAAGGAACAGCUUCCCGGCGUUGAUUUCUGCCUCAACAGUUCUCCUCCUUGGCCUGAGGCAAUAAUUCUGGGAUUUCAACACUUCCUGGUGAUGCUUGGAACCACUGUUUUCAUCCCCACACUACUUGUUCCUUUGAUGGGUGGUGGCAACGUGGAGAAGGCUCAAGUUAUAGAGACUUUGCUCUUUGUUGCUGGUAUAAACACCCUCUUGCAGACUUGGGUUGGCACUAGGCUUCCGGUGGUGAUGGGGGGUUCCUAUGCUUUCAUUAUCCCUGCCAUAUCUGCCUCUCAUCACAGGAGAUUUUACAGAUAUGAAUUUAAUCCCCAUCAGAGGUUUAAACAAACCAUGCGAGCUGUACAAGGAGCACUAAUUGUUGCAUCUGCUGUUCAAAUUCUCCUGGGAUUCAUUGGCUUUGUGAGAAUCUUUGCGAGGUUUCUGAGUCCUCUUGGUGCCAUUCCUCUUGUGACGCUAACUGGACUUGGGCUCUAUGCGCUUGGUUUUCCAAAUCUGGCAAGAUGUAUUGAACUCGGACUUCCAACAUUGGUUAUUGUGGUUUUUUUAUCCCAGUAUGUUCCAUACAUGAUAGGAUCGAAAAGACAGGUGUUUGAUCGCUUUGCUGUCCUAGUAUCGGUUGCAUUAGUUUGGGGAUUUGCAGAAAUUUUGACUGCAGCUGGUGCAUAUAAGAAUAAAUCUCCGCUCACUCAAAUUAGUUGCCGCACUGAUCGUUCUGGGCUCAUUAGCGCAGCCCCUUGGAUAAGGGUUCCAUAUCCAUUUCAAUGGGGUGGUCCUACUUUCAACGGCGGGGAUGCUUUUGCAAUGGCAGCUGCGGCUCUUGUUGCCCUUGUUGAGUCAAUGGGUGUUUUUAUUGCAGCAUCAAGGUAUAGCAGUGCCACUCUUCCACCGCCAUCUGUUCUCACUCGAGGUGUUGGCUGGCAGGGUAUAGGCACGUUAUUGAAUGGCAUAUUUGGCGCAGGAAUUGGCUCCACAGCAUCAGUUGAAAAUGCGGGACUUUUGGGAUUGACACGUGUUGGAAGUCGGAGAGUAAUUCAGAUAUCCGCGGCAUUUAUGCUUUUCUUCUCUGUAUUAGGAAAAUUCGGGGCUAUUCUCGCUUCAAUACCUUUGCCUAUUUUCGCGGCUUUAUAUUGCGUUCUGUUUGCCUAUGUGGCCUCUGCCGGUCUCAGUUUCCUCCAGUUCUGCAACCUCAACAGCUUCAGAACUAAGUUCAUACUGGGCUUUUCUCUCUUCAUGGGUCUAUCUGUGCCUCAGUACUUCUUUGAAUACCUUAUAACUUCCGGGCAUGGUCCUGUUAAUACCGGUUCCACACCAUUCAACAACGUAAUGCAAGUGAUAUUCUCAUCCGCGGCGACAGUGGCAAUUAUGGUUGCUUUCUUCUUGGAUUGCACUCACGGUUUCAGGGACGGAUCGACUCGGCUAGAUAGUGGCAGGCACUGGUGGGGAAGGUUCAGGUACUUCGAUGCAGAUACUAGGAGCGCGGAGUUCUACUCGCUGCCUUAUAACAUGAAUAGGUUUUUCCCAUCAUACUAACCUUUUGGCUGCUUUCUUAUAAUCAAUGAGGAGCUAAGAAAAGAUGUGUGCAAGGAAAAAUACAGUAGUAAGAUAAAUGGAGAGCAUUAGAAGCUGCUGAAAAUGUGACAGUCUUUCUUGUGUUCGUAUAAGCAAUAGAUAUGAUUCUGCUAUUACGGGAUUAUUAGUGAAAGCUUAAAAGCAAUAGAAGUACCGACUUUGGAGUACUUUUUGUUUUGCGCUACAUGUUGUUAUUGA